Messenger RNA from Colletotrichum godetiae, 631 nucleotides. RefSeq lists its product as uncharacterized. The record is from RefSeq and is a predicted model, not a curated record. Bases 229 to 564 code for a protein of 111 amino acids. The transcript has a single exon. NCBI's taxonomy places the organism in Eukaryota, Fungi, Ascomycota, Sordariomycetes, Glomerellales, Glomerellaceae.
AACAUCAUCUGGGACACAACUAGGGUAACUCACAGCCUCCCAAGCUGAUGGCACUAACCUGAAGGCCAGAACGGCCCAGGAAGCGGUACUCCAUAGGGGGAAGAUCUUCAGGCUUGGACAUUUUGUCGGUGAUUCGAGAGUCGUUGAGGAGAGAAGUUCGAAUCCGUGAGCUGGAGGAAAAGGUGGUGGGAGGUCGCGAAAGUGGAGGCGAGUACAAGCCGUCAAUUCAUGCGAAGAGCAGCAAGCACCUUACUUAUAGUCCCCCUCGUUCGACGAGCUCGUGUCCGAAAAGAAAUCUCCAUUGGAGCUCCAUGCCCAUGGCCCAUGUCGAAAGGCCAGCGUGGGGCCCAACCUAUUCCUCUCACGGUUACGGAUACUGCAGCAGCCGUUAAAUCGCCCAUCUCCAGUGGUCAAGCUCAUGGAAGCGGGGCAGCCGGUAUCAACCCCGCCAUCCAAGUCCAUGACCCGCGAGUUGUGUCACCGGCGAGCCUUGUAGCCAAUGGUCCCAUCCCACGCCGAGCUGUUGGCGCGGGUACCGGUUCGGUACAGACGCAGCUGUCGUGAUUUCACGGUGCCUGAUCCUAGAGCUAUGACCGGCGGGAUUGAGCUAUCCCGAGCUUGUUGCUCGAUA